AUGAAGGCACUUUUGUCUAAGUUGGUCAAAGGGAAAGAAAGUCAAGAGAGUUAUCUGAAGGAUAUCAAAGAAGAUUUGUCAGGUUUGAACCAGAAAGUUGAUUCACAUGUUACAUCAAUCAGGCAGUUGGAGCAACAAUUUGGUCAGAUGUCAGCCACAGUAAAUCAAAGACAGCCUGACACUCUUCCAAGCAAUAUAAUGGUUAAUCCCAGAAGUGAUAGUCACUGCCACUCCAUUACCACUCAGAGUGGUAAAGUCAAUACAGACUUACCUUUACCCAUGAUUUUUGAGCAUAAGAAUGACAAGGAGCCUGUUGAUGUAGAGAACAGUAGCAAGCAGGAUGGAGGAGAAAAUAAGGUUGCAGAUCCUGUAUUAAAACCCAUUCAACCUCUUUCUUCUUAUCUACAAAGGUUGAGAAAAAAGAGAAGAUGUGCUAUAGCUACUAGAUCAUUGGUGGAGAAAAUGGAGGAUCCCGGUGCUUUCACUCUACCUUACACCAUUAGGUCUUUCACCUUUGCUCAUGCUUUAUGUGAUUUGGCUGCUAUUAUUAAGCUUAUGCCAUUUGUAGUGUUUAAACAACUGGGGUUGGGAGCUCCAAAACCUACCACCAUGAGACGAGUGUUUGGAGAAAGGAUGGUGAAAAAGCUAGUUGGUAUUUUAUAUGAUAUAUUGGUGAAGGUGGUUUCCUUUAUUUUUCCUACUAAUUUUGUGAUCUUAGAUUGUGAAGUGGACUUGCAAAUCCCAAUUAUUUUAGGAAGACCAUUUUUAUAUACCGGUAGGACAUUGAUUGAUAUGGAGCUGGGGCAACUAAUACUGAGAUUGAAUAAUGAACAAGUGAUGUUCAGUGUAUGCAAAUCCAUGAGAUAA
Capsicum annuum is the source of this 867-nucleotide messenger RNA. RefSeq lists its product as uncharacterized. Lineage: Eukaryota; Viridiplantae; Streptophyta; Magnoliopsida; Solanales; Solanaceae. Bases 1 to 867 code for a protein of 288 amino acids. The transcript has 2 exons. The record is from RefSeq and is a predicted model, not a curated record.